AAUUCUCAGAUUAGGUUAGUUUAGGGACUGGAGAAAGGGAAAGGAACCGAAAAACGCUUCCACAAUUAGCGACUUAUUGAAAACGCUCCUUCAACAAUAGUGAGCAACACAAUUUGACCGACAGGUAGGAUCGCCGGCAGAAGCCAAUCGCGUGUUCUCUUAAAAUUCUCUUCCCUCCGCCGUCUCCCGGAGGUCUGCCGCCAUCCUUUCCCACCUUCUGGUUCUGCUGCUCAGCCAGCACUCGGUUUCGGUUGAUCCCCAAAAUUCUCCAACUACCAUCAAUAAAGGCGUCGACUUUGCGUAAAUCUGCCGUCGAUCCGGCAAAUUUACCCGGAACCCAGGUGAGUAAAAGUCGGGGCAAGUCGCAUGGAGGCGAUCCCACCAACCUCGGCGGCCGCCGGAGGUGGAGGGCCUGCCCCUUUCUUGGUGAAGACGUACGACAUGGUGGAUGACUCUUCCACCGACGGCAUCGUCUCGUGGAGCUCGUCCAACAAUAGCUUCGUGGUUUGGGAUCCUCCGGAAUUCGCCAGGCGCCUCCUUCCCACCUACUUCAAGCACAACAAUUUCUCCAGCUUCAUCCGCCAAUUGAACACUUACGGAUUCAGGAAGAUUGAUCCUGAGAAAUGGGAGUUCGCCAAUGAAGAGUUUAUCAAAGAUCAGAAGCAUCUUCUGAAAAAUAUCCACAGGCGGAAGCCAAUCCACAGCCAUAGCCACCCUCAAGGUGGUUCUUUGGAUCCUGAAAGGGCAGCAUUUGAUGAUGAGAUUGAGCGGCUCUCCCGUGAGAAGGCUCAGCUGCAGGCUAGUCUUGUAGGGUAUGAGAAGCAGAAGUCAACCGAAAAAGCUCAGUUGGAAGAUCUCACGCAGCGGGUGGAUACCCUUGCGCAGAGGCAAGACAGUUUGUUAUCCUUCCUAGAGAAAGCUGUUCAAAAUCCUUCCUUCGUUAAGCGUCUUACCGAGAAGAUUGAAGCGAUGGAUGUAUCUGCUUACAGCAAGAAGAGACGCUUGCCUGAAGCUGAUCAAUCAAGGCCAGCUGUUGACAAUGCAUUUGACUCUAGCUCUAGACCAGAGUUUGGAAAUGCCAUCAAUCACCAAGAUUUUUCCAAUAAGCUGAGGUUAGAGCUAUCUCCUGCUGUCUCGGAUAUUAAUUUGGUAUCUCACAGCACUCAGAGCUCAAAUGAGGACCAGGCUAGUGCACAAGGGAAAUUUAGCGAACUAGAGCCGCCCAAAGAUGGACCAUUGAGGACACCUGGUUUGCUAUUUUCAGCACCAGAAACCUUAGACCUUUCAGAUACCGGGACUUCAUGUAUGUUUAUGGUUGAUUCAGCUUUCUCAAAGAAAGUUUCACCUAGUUUGAGUAGUUAUGAUGAAGCUGACGGUCAUAUAUCAUGCCACUUGAAUCUCUCUCUGGCAUCCUGUUCCUUGCAAGUAGACAAGAACCAUUCAUCUAAAAUGGCUCAAGCAGGUCAUCAGGAAGUCAGAACAUCUCCAGAGUUGAGGUUUAAUCAUGUCAAGGAUAAAGAACCGGACAUGAGGUCUGUUCCUAGAAACCGAAGCAUGAGUAGUGAUGAGAAACCAAACAUAGCGUCUGCUGCUCCAGGUCGUGUGAAUGAUGUGUUCUGGGAACAGUUCUUCACUGAAAGACCAGGUUCUUCUGACAAUGAGGAGGCUAGCUCUCAUUAUAGGGCAAACCCAUAUGAUGAGCAGCAGGAAGACAGAAGGUCGGGACGUGGAUCGUCAGCAAACAACAGGAGAAUGGAGCAGCUGUCUCUUUGAGCACUUUUUGUAGAGGCUGUUUCAGGUUUGCAGACUUGCCUCCUUGUGUGUUAUGAUUAAGUUCUGAUGUCCGUGAUUGGAGAUAGGAACCCUACAUGUUAACAUGAUGCUGGGUUUCUUUUCUCGGAAUCCUUUCAAGUGCCUCUCGUACUAUUUUAAGACUGGGAAUGCGGCGUUGUUGCUGUAUUGCCUCGGAAUGGUUAAUGUUAGAUAUUAUUCAUCAUAUCCUAAUGGAUCAGGAGUAAUAGUCGGUCAUCCUUUCUGGUUUUCCUUGCUGCAUUAGGAUUUCAACAGAGUUAAAACCUGCUGCUCAGCUAGUCAUGGAUCAAUAUUAUCUUGCCGGGGGAUUAGGCAACCCCUUGCGCACCCUCCUGCAUCCUUGAGAUUGACAUUCGUAUGUCCUCGUUGACUACCCUCUACAGAGUUAAUACGAGAAGCCUCACCGAUGUCCCAUGUUGCUGAAAAACAUGUAUCCUCGAAGAAGUCCCUCUCACUCCCACAUUCCCUUGAACUUGACAUGAAUUGAUCAUGCAUUGUUUAAUAGGCUUGUUGCUGGAAACUGUGGCAUCCCCAUUCUUCAGAGUCUGCAAGUUGAUUAUUGUAUACAAGUAUCUGGUGCUGGUCUUGCUCUGUAGUAUUCUGUUGUCCAGUUUGAGUUGCAAGAGGGUCGGAAGAAGAUCCGACCAUUAAUUUGUUAUGUACUUGUAUGGAUUGCUCUAUAUCUGUAAUGAGAUCAACAUAAAGUUGAUCUCUUUUCAUUUUUUUUGUUUCUUUCCGUAUCCUUUGAUCUCUUUUCAUUUUUUUUGUCGGCCCAUCCGAUUCAUACAAAUCACUGACUGUCACAAUCAAACCCGAAAACCGGUGACCUCCUCACUCCGAUCAAAAUCCCACAUCACCUCUCAAAGUCAAAAGCAGAAAUCCACUCGGAAGUUAUAUUGGAAAGGAUCGAGUUUUGUAGUCCUAUCUCCUUCUUCUUCUUCUUCUUCUUCCUUUUGUUGUAGAACAGAGUCCUCAGUCCUCACAUCAAAUGGAUCGGGAUGAGACGCGGAAGAUAAACGUCGAAGUGCAGACUCCGACCGGUAGGCGAUACUUCUUCAGGCUUAGUCGGAGCACCAAGCUGUGGAAGCUGAUGGCGGCAUUCGCUGAUGGGCUCGGGAUCAACGUCAACGAUGUCCGUCUCUUGUUCGAUGGCCUCAAUUUGCAUCAUUAUCAGACCCCUCAGGCCCUCAACAGGUCAUUUUACCAAAGGGGUUCUGUUUAGGUUGAUGUUAUGGAAGUGGUUGAGUACGAUUUGAUUCGAUAAUCGUGAUUUGGUCAGACCAAAUGAAGAGAUUAAGACGUAUUAUAAUGCGGUGUUUAGUCAAAUCAAAUCAUUGCUAACGGU
This is a messenger RNA of Linum tenue, 3157 nucleotides long. The record is from the annotation of a GenBank genome assembly. NCBI's taxonomy places the organism in Eukaryota, Viridiplantae, Streptophyta, Magnoliopsida, Malpighiales, Linaceae.